Onychostoma macrolepis is the source of this 1719-nucleotide messenger RNA. RefSeq names its product coiled-coil domain containing 24 (gene ccdc24). The transcript has 9 exons. Bases 144 to 1418 code for a protein of 424 amino acids. NCBI's taxonomy places the organism in Eukaryota, Metazoa, Chordata, Actinopteri, Cypriniformes, Cyprinidae. The record is from RefSeq and is a predicted model, not a curated record.
GUCUGAAUGGGUUAAUAAAGAUCACAAUCACGGGUCCUGCAGCCAAUCAUUUGAGUGCGCGAGCUCGUCUCCAUAGGAACAGGAAUGUUUACGCUGAUACAGGAAGCUGAUUGUUCUGCUAGGUUCCCUCCAGUAUACACCGAAUGCACGCCAGUGAUGAGCUUUUGGGGCUCAGCUCUGGAAAUAGCGGCCUCAUGGACAAUUUCCAACGCCAACCAUCUGUGUGGAAUUUAGUGAAGGAAAAUGUUCCCUGCUCUGAGCUUCCUGAGGUCCGAGCUGUUCUGGGAGAAACACUGAUUGAUACGUACGCAGAGUUAUAUUCAGAGGUGGAGUUGUGGGAGAAGAUUUGGCAGGAGCUCCGUUGCUCAGAGAAGGGCAACAGGCCAGAAGCCCCCAUAUUCCCUCUGGCUGACCCCCCGGCUGUUAAAGAGCUGCUAAAAGCAGAGAUUCAGUUGUUGCUGCUCACACUGAGAGAGAAAGCAGCCAGACAGGGCAGGGAUGAAGAGGAGGUCAUAGCCCAGUACAGUCCUAGUGUGGUGAGUUACGCACUGGGCAGCAGUAGCACACAGAGACAAGGGAGUCCAGGCAGCUGGUGUGAAACAAAAUCACCUUCCAGGCCCCCGUCAAGUCUGAGCGAGACUAGAAACAGGUCAGUCUCCAGCCUCUCGUCUCACUCCAGCUGUGAAGAAGAAAUCAAGGCCUUGAGACACAAGUUAAACAUCACCCAUAUAGAUGAGGUUGUGACCCAUCUCAGGUCAGUCAUAAGUGAAGAAUCUGAAGCACUGAAAAGAGGUGUGCAGGUCCUGCAGGAAAUCCUUGAGACUGAGAGAGCCAGUGCUCAGGCAGAACCUGUAUCUCCAGAACCCAGUGUAGCAGAGCUCAAAAAGGAACGGAGACUCAUUCAGAGGGAUCUGAAUGAACAGAGUUUAAUAAGCGGCUCCCACAACACAAAUAAUCAGAGUACCAGAAACCCACAAAUCCACACAAGGGAGACACGCAAACCUGCUCUGAACCUGGCAAAUGAUUUAGAAGGACUGAAACCAUUAAACUCAACAGUUUCCCAUUUGAAACCAUGUCCGCCCAGAGACCUAAACCACAUCGGGAGUGAUCCGCCGCUAAUGAGCUCCUCGAGUGCUCAAUCCACAAUCCCUAUUUCUGAUUUGAAACAAGGGGACAAAGAAUGCAAGUACAGAGGAAAUUCACUAAGAGCUUCAGCCUUCAGACUGGUUCCAGCAGCCUCAGUCAAAGCAUCCGGAUCCGUCAAAGACUUCUUCCUAAAGAUGGAGGUGACUAAAAGUAGUGACCUAGUCUGUCUCCAGCCCGCUCCUCCUGCAGUGCAGAGAACAGCCAGCAGGGGACAGAGGGGGAGCAGACAGCUGUGUCUUCCUCAGCCUGACCGUCUGCUCAGUUCUCUGUGAGAAUCACUGUGUGUAUGCUGCGUAUGCUGCUCUUCACACCGUCAGACAUUGUUCAGUGAACACAGGAAAAAGCCCACAGCGAUAAAACACAAACCACAAUCUGAUCUUUAAAAUAAACUUUAUUUACCAUUUCAAAUUGAACAGUUUACAGGUGACAUGACUAAGACAGUUUCAAUGCUGUUUGGCCCUAAAAUUGAAAAGACACACGGUUAGAUACUGUACGUUUGAUAAAGUACUGAGCUCAUGUCAUUGUGCUUAUCAUUCUACUUCAGUUUUAUAUUGCCAUGAGCACAGAAGUAUA